CUUGACUGUUUUCCUAUAAGUGUGUAUGGGGGUCUUUCGGCUGCUUGAAAGUUCUGCUCUUGUUUACUUUGGGAGAGUUCCUGAUCAUCGCUUCCGGAAGAACAUCCAAGAAGGACGCGGUUUCGUCUACUCAAGAGUCGCGAAAUUCGAUGUCUGCAAUCCGCCGACCCACCAUCAUAUUGACCGGCGGUUCCCGCGGGAUUGGUCUCUCGUGUCUUGAAUUCUUGCUCAAAUCACCGAUCCGCGCGAAUGUGGUAUCGCUCUCCAGGUCAUUUCCUCAAAGAUUGCAGGAGUUGAAGAAUUUACAUCAUGAUAACUUGUUGGUCGUGAAAGGAGAUGUGAAAAAUGAUGAAGACAACAAAUUGGCGGUCGAAUCAGCCAUCAAAACGUUUGGUUCGAUUGAUGGCUUGAUCUUGAACUCAGGCAUCAUUCAUUUUGAGCGGAUUGACAGCAACAAAACACUGGACGCAUGGCGGGAGGUUUUCGAGGUCAACUUUUUCGCCUUGAUUUCAAUGCUCAAACAUUCCUUGGUCCAUCUCCGGGAUUCCAAAGGGAGGGUAGUCUUCAUCAGUUCGACUGCUUCUGUGUUGGGCGUUUCAUCUCUGGGCAGCUACGGUGCAAGCAAGGCGGCGUUGAACUCCUUGUGUCGAACGCUUGCCGCUGAGGAACCUGAAAUCACCUCUGUUUCGCUGCGACCAGGUGUGACAGAUACUGAAAUGCAAGAAGAAUUGAGGUCCAAAGGCAAAGGGUUGAUGACUCCGGAAGUUUACCAAAGCUGUUAUGACUUGUUUGCGUCGUCUCAAAUCGUCCAGCCCGACCAACCGGCAGAAGUGAUCGCCAACCUUGCGGUCAGAGCCGACCAAAACCUGACGGGCCAAUUCUUCGCUUGGGAUGAUGAGGAAUUGAAAAGUUAUCGAAGCUCUUGCUAAUUAUGUUCUUUUCUCUGAAAACACUUUGAACUUCAAGUACAAAUUGACUGUAAUAAACAUCCCGCAAUAGGUUUAUUGAAUAUCGUUUAGAAAAGGCCACCACACCAAGAAACUUCUCAAGUUCCCAGGCUUCGAUG
Messenger RNA from Puccinia graminis f. sp. tritici CRL 75-36-700-3, 1066 nucleotides. RefSeq lists its product as uncharacterized. The record is from RefSeq and is a predicted model, not a curated record. The transcript is spliced from 7 exons. Bases 150 to 929 code for a protein of 259 amino acids. Gene Ontology annotation, molecular function: oxidoreductase activity, acting on NAD(P)H, oxygen as acceptor. Gene Ontology annotation, cellular component: intracellular anatomical structure. Lineage: Eukaryota; Fungi; Basidiomycota; Pucciniomycetes; Pucciniales; Pucciniaceae.